AUGUAUUUUAAACACAUUGGUCCUCCAGGAGUUCAAUUCGAGAAUGGUCUACUCCAGAUAACACCUGUGAAUAAGGAUAAGUGUCCCUUUGUGCGUGAUAACAAUGAUGUCGCGUUUCUAUUGUAUACAAGACACAACCCUAACGAACCAUACACCCUAACCAUAGACGAUGAUGAGAGCUUAUUCGCAUCGAGCAUAGACUUCAAUGAUGACACCGUGGUCUACUUCCACGCCUUUAUGGAAACUUCAAAUGACGGCAGCGCCCUCUUAGUUAGAGAAGCUUACAUUCAGCGACAAGACACGAACGUCAUAAUGGUAGAUGCGCAACACCUGGAGGCAGGACCUUGGUACUUUACAGCGGCUUCCAAUACCUGGUACAUCGGGAGGAUUGCAGCUGAAUUAGUAGACUAUUUAGUGUCCAGAGGUUUGAAAUUGUCAAAGACACACUUCGUGGGUCACAGUUUGGGAUCUCAGAGUGCCGGAGUCGCUGGAUACAGCUUGAAAUCAGGUCGCGUGUCCCGCAUAACGGGUUUGGAUCCGGCAUUUCCACUAUUCGACAAUGUGCCACUCGAACAGAGGUUGGACCCAUCUGAUGCUGAAUUUGUGGACGUUAUUCACACGGACGCUGGUAUAUUCGGUUUCAACCGGCCCGUAGGCCACGUAGACUUCUUUCCCAAUGGUGGCAUGAGCCCACAACCUGGCUGCGAAUUGGAGGUCGUCAUACCGCAACAGGAAUUGUUAAAUAAAUAUUUCUGCAGUCACUGGCGAUCUUAUAGGUUUUACAGCGAAUCUGUGCUUCGUCCAAAAGCCUUUGUUGCGUCUGAGUGUAAUUCGUGGAAGGAGUAUAAGCAUGGCAGAUGUUCUAGCGCAAACAGAACAAAUAUGGGAUACGGGGUGGAUAGGACGGCCCGAGGAACCUAUUACUUAAUGACACAUCGACAACCGCCAUUUUCUAUAGAAUAA
This is a messenger RNA of Pieris macdunnoughi, 963 nucleotides long. Lineage: Eukaryota; Metazoa; Arthropoda; Insecta; Lepidoptera; Pieridae. The record is from the annotation of a GenBank genome assembly.